AUUAUCCGCUUGCCUUCUAUAGAAUAUAGAUAUAGGUGUCCCCUCCCUCGUUACUCACUCACAUAGAUAUGGGUUCUCUGGAUAACCACUCUGUUAAUGGCUUCUCCAUUCCGGCUGACACUGCUGGCAAGAUCAUUACCUGCAAAGCUGCCGUGGCGUACAGCCCUGGCCAGCCCUUGAUCAUCGAGGAUGUGCUGGUGGAUCCGCCUCAGAAGCUGGAGGUCCGAAUCAAGAUCCUCUUUUCGUCAAUAUGCCACACAGAUCUCAGUGCUUGGAAAGGGGAGAGCGAAGCUCAACGUGUUUUCCCUCGAAUUCUUGGCCAUGAAGCCUCUGGCGUGGUUGAAAGCGUGGGAGAAGGCGUGACGGAAAUGGAGGCGGGAGACCUGGUGGUGCCGAUCUUCAACGGGGAAUGCGGCGACUGCGCCUACUGCAAAUCCACUAAGACCAAUCUGUGCAAGAAGUUCAGAGUGAAUCCCUUCAAAAGCGUGAUGGCGGGGGACGGAAAGUGCAGGUUUUCCACCAAAGAUGGGAACCCAAUCUACCAUUUCCUCAACACUUCCACUUUCUCCGAAUACACUGUCUUGGACUCUGCUUGCCUCGUCAAAAUUGACCCACUCGCUCCACUCAAAGAGAUGACCUUGCUUAGUUGCGGUGUUUCUACCGGCCUUGGAGCAGUAUGGAACACGGCCGACGUUCAAGCCGGCGAAACGGUAGCCGUUUUUGGCCUGGGAGCAGUCGGUUUAGCGGUAGUAGAAGGCGCGCGAACUAGAGGUGCGUCAAGAAUUAUUGGAGUUGACAUUAAUGCUGAGAAAUGUAUCAAAGGUAAAGCAAUUGGAAUCACGGACUUUAUAAACCCUAUGGAACUUGACAAGCCUAUUCACGAGAAAAUUCGUGAAAUGACGGAAGGAGGGGUGCAUUAUAGCUUUGAGUGUGCAGGAAACUUGGAUGUUCUCCGCGAAGCGUUUUUGUCAACCAGUGACGGUUGGGGAUUAACGGUGAUUCUGGGAAUCCAUCCGAGCCCACGGCUGCUGCCGCUGCACCCGAUGGAGCUGUUUGACGGGCGGCGAAUGGUGGCGUCGGUGUUCGGGGACUUCAAAGGGAAAUCGCAGCUGCCGUUGUUCGCGAAGCAGUGCAUGGCAGGGGAGGUGAAGCUGGACGAGUUCAUAACUCAUGAGAUGCCCUUUAGCCGCAUCAAUGAUGCCUUCCAGCUCCUCGUCCACGGCAAAUCUUUGAGAUGCCUUCUUCACUUUUGACCUGUUAGUUGUGCGUGCUGUAUGAAUUGCUUUCUACAUAUAUCCUUAGUUAUAAUAUGAAUUGAAGAUGAUGAUGAUCUGUAGUACUCUACUUAGCUUUAAUUUGAAGAAGGCCAUAUGAUAAUGAUCUGUCUACAGUCUGCCCCAUAUGGCUAUAUCUAUAUCUGAUCUAUAUCUAUAGUGUGUUUGGUUGCGAUUUAAUAAUAAGAAUAAUCAGAGAUUUUAUGUAUUAUUAUGGCAAA
Messenger RNA from Ipomoea triloba (trilobed morning glory), 1495 nucleotides. RefSeq names its product alcohol dehydrogenase-like 4. NCBI's taxonomy places the organism in Eukaryota, Viridiplantae, Streptophyta, Magnoliopsida, Solanales, Convolvulaceae. Bases 69 to 1253 code for a protein of 394 amino acids. Gene Ontology annotation, biological process: formaldehyde catabolic process. The record is from RefSeq and is a predicted model, not a curated record. Gene Ontology annotation, molecular function: zinc ion binding; S-(hydroxymethyl)glutathione dehydrogenase [NAD(P)+] activity. The transcript has 8 exons. Gene Ontology annotation, cellular component: cytosol.